UGGCCACUCAGGCUGCACAGGUGCAGGGAGCCUGCCCGGUGUCCCACGGCAAGAGGGGCCGGGGCUGGCCGCGACCUCUUCUCCACGCACCAUGCUGGGGCCCUGGCUGCUGCCCCUGCUGCUCUCCUGCGGGGGGGCCCUGCUCGGCGCCGGUCUGGGUGACAGACCCUUGGUGACCCCAGGCCUCCGGAGGCUGAAGGACUCUUGGCAGUCAGCCGCAGACGGGGGCCGGUGCUCCACCUGGGGGGCCGGCCACUUCUCCACCUUCGACGGCCACGUGUACGACUUUUUGGGGACCUGCAACUAUGUCUUCGCGGCCGUCUGUGAGGACGCCUCAUCCGUCUUCAGUGUCCAGCUGCGGCGAGGGCCCAGCGGGAACAUCUCCCGGAUCAUCGUGGAGCUGGGGGUCUCCGUGGUCACCGUGCAGAAGGCAGUCAUCUCCGUCAAGGACGUGGGGGUCGUCAGCCUGCCCUACACCAGCAACGGCCUCCAGAUCACACCCUUCGGCCAGAGCGUGCAGCUGGUGGCCAAGCAGCUGGAGCUGGAGCUGGUGGUCAUGUGGGGACCGGGCGCCCACCUCAUGGUCCUGGUGGAGAAGAGGUACAUGGGCAGGAUGUGUGGACUGUGUGGGAACUUCGAUGGCGAAGAGACCGAUGAGUUUCUAAGCGAGGACGGCAAACUCCUGGAGCCCCACAAGUACGCCGCUCUCCAGAAGCUGGAUGACCCCAACGAGAUCUGUGCCCAUGAGGCCGUCCCCCGCCCCCAGGCCCUGCAGGCAGAGCACGCCCAGACCUGCAUCCAGCUGCUGACCCUGGUGUCCCCCGAGUGCAACGUGUCCCGGGAGCCAUUCCUGCUGGGCUGCCAGGAGGACAUGGCCGUGUGCGCCCAGCCGGGCCGGCAGGACUGCGCCUGCGCCACGCUGUCUGAGUACUCGCGGCAGUGCAGCAUGGCUGGCCAGCCCGUCCACAGCUGGCGCGGCCCUGACCUCUGCUCCGUGGGCCAGUGCCCGGCCACCCAGGUGUACCGGGAGUGCGGCGAGACCUGCAUUCGGACCUGCUCCAACCCCCAGCACAGCUGCUCCAGCUUCUGCACCUUUGGCUGCUUCUGCCCAGAAGGUACGGUUCUGGAUGACAUCUCUGCAAACCACACCUGCCUGCCCGUCUCCCAGUGCCCCUGCGUGCUCAGUGGGGUGGUCUACGCCCCCGGGGAGGUCACAACAGCCGCCUGCCAGACCUGCCGGUGCUCUGGGGGCCACUGGGAGUGUGCGGAGCAGUCCUGUCCCAGGCGCUGCGCCCUGGAGGGAGGCUCCUUUGUCACCACGUUCGAUGCCAGGCCCUACCGCUUCCACGGCACCUGCACCUACAUCCUCCUCCAGAGCCCCCAGCUGCCCGACGGGGGCUCACUCAUGGCCGUGUUCGACAAGUCUGGGUACUCGCACUCGGAGACCUCCCUGGUCACCAUCAUCUACCUGUCCAACCAGGACAAGAUCGUCAUUUCUCAGGACGAGGUGGUCACCAACCACGGGGACACCAAGUGGCUGCCGUACAAGACUCGCAAUAUCACAGUCUUCAGGCAGUCCUCCACCCACGUCCAGAUGGUCACCACCUUCGGGCUGGAACUGGUGAUCCAGCUCUGGCCCGUGUUCCAGCUGUAUGUCACUGUUGGGCCCCACUUCAGAGGCCAGACCAGAGGGCUCUGCGGAAACUUCAACGGGGACACGACGGACGACUUCACGACCAGCAUGGGCAUCGCUGAGGGCACUGCCUCGGUCUUCGUGGACUCCUGGCGAGCAGGGAACUGCCCGGCCGCACUUGAGCGUGAGACUGACCCCUGCUCCAUGAGCCAGCUCAACAAGGUAUGUGCGGAGACCCACUGUGCAGUGCUGGUGAAGGAGGGCUCAGUAUUCGAGAAGUGCCACGCCACUGUGGACCCCAAGCCCUUCCACAAGAGGUGCGUGUACCAGGCCUGCAACUACGAGGAGACCUUCCCACACAUCUGCGCCGCCCUGGGUGACUACGCCCUCGCCUGCGCCUCGCGGGGCGUCCUGCUCCAGGGCUGGAGGAGCAGCGUGGACAACUGCACCACCCCCUGCACGGGCAAUCAGACUUUCAGCUACGACAGCCGGGCCUGUGACCGCACGUGCCUCUCGCUGUCCGACCGCGAGGUCGAGUGCCACCCUAGCGCCGUGCCGGUGGACGGCUGCAACUGCCCCGAGGGCACCUACCUGAACCACAAGACUGAGUGUGUGCGCAAGUCCCAGUGCCCCUGCCUCCUGGACAACUCCAAGUUCAUCCUGGCCGACCAGUCCACCAUGGUCAAUGGCGUCAUCUGCCACUGCUCCAACGGGCGCCUGAGCUGCCGGGCCCAGCCUCAGAUGCUCUUGGCAACCUGCUCGGCCCCCAAGACAUUCCAGUCCUGCAGCCAGUCCUCCGAGGACAAAUUUGGGGCUGCCUGCGCCCCCACCUGUCAGAUGUUGGCCACUGGCACCCCCUGUGUGCCCACCAAGUGUGAGGCCGGCUGUGUCUGUGCCAAGGGGCUCUACGAGAACGCCAGCGGGCAGUGUGUGCCCCCCGAGGACUGCCCGUGCGAGUUUGCAGGCACCUCCUACCCCCGCGGCGCAGAGCUCCAUACCAGCUGUAGGAGCUGGGUCCGCAUCCUCUUCUAUGCCCUGUUCCCACAGGAUGGCUGUGGUGCCAACGACUCACAGCCCACCUUCAAGAUCCUGACAGAGAACGUCGUGUGUGGGAAGUCAGGCGUCACCUGCUCGCGGGCUGUCACGGUCCUCCUGGGGGGCCUGUCCAUCGUGCUGGCAGACAGGAACUACACGGUCAGCGGGGAGGACCCCGGCGUGCGCUUCCAGGUGAAGGCCGGCUCCUUGUACCUGGUGCUGGAUGCCACCGUCGGCACUGCCUACAACCUGACCCUCAUCUGGAACAAGCACAUGACCCUCUUCAUCAAGAUCGCACGUGCCUCCCAGGACGCCCUAUGUGGCCUGUGCGGCAACUACAACGGGAACAUGAAGGACGACUUCGAGACCCGAAGCAAGUAUGUGGCAUCCAGCGAGCUAGAGUUUGUGAACUCCUGGAAGGAGAGCCCGCUGUGCGGGGACGCCACGCGGGCCGUGGACCCCUGCAGCCUCAACACCUUCCGCCGCUCCUGGGCCGAGCGCAAGUGCGCCAUCAUCAAUAGCCAGACCUUCGCCGCCUGCCACAGCCAGGUGUACCGCCUGCCCUACUACGAGGCCUGCGUGCGUGACACGUGUGGGUGUGACACCGGCGGAGACUGCGAGUGCCUGUGCGACGCCGUGGCCGCCUACGCCAAGGCCUGCGUGGACAAGGGCGUGUGCGUGGACUGGAGGUCCCCAGACUUCUGCCCUGUCUACUGCGACUUCUACAACACCCACGUGCAGGUGGGCGGCGAGUACCAGUACGUCCACGAGGCUAACUGUACGUGGCACUACCAGCCAUGCCUCUGCCCCACGUGGCCGCAGGGCUUCCCGGGCACCAACAUCGAAGGCUGCUACAACUGCUCUCAGGACGAGUACUUCGACCAAGAUGAAGGAACAUGUGUGCCGUGCAUGCCGCCGCCUACCACGCCGCUGCCCACAACAGGCCUUCCUGCCACGGCCACCAGGCCCACCACGACCAUGCCCAGCACCAUCGGUCUCAACUCCACUAGACCCUCGUCAAGCUCCCCAGACACACCUGAGGCCCCCAUCCAGACCUCCAGCCUCCCAUCCACACCAGUGGCCACAGCCAGAGCCACAGCCCUCUCCUCCAUACACACAGGGACAGCCCCCACCACCCAGAAAGAGCCAACACUCUCUGAGGGAGUGUCACCCAGAACCACCUCUGCUAUCACCACACGGGCCACAUCGGCGCCAGCACCAACAGCAAGUGCAAGGACAACAGCCACAGGACCCACAGUGACCCAGGCCACAACGCAGCCCACAGCCUCCUCCAUCAGUGCAGCCACACAGUCCACAGCACAGUCCACAGUGCGCACAACAGCACUGCCAGCCCCAGCGACGUCAGGGACCUCCACAGGGCCGCCCUCGAGGUCCUCGACCCACGGAUGGACCAGCGAAACAGCCAACACCUGGGACACACGACACACAGAACGCCCGAAACCAGAAGACAGCACGACAGGCCAAACACCACCGCACACCAACCUGAUAACCACAUCGACGACACCCAGGGCGGACACACUUACGAGCCCCAACAAGCAGCCGCCAUCGCAGGCGCCAACACGCACGGCCACGCCCACACACAAUGUCACACCCACUGGACGACACACGUCGCACACCACCCUCUCCGUUUCCCCUAACCCCUCCACUCGUGUCCCGUCCUCUCCCUUCACUCCCACUUCUCCCCUGCGCAGCACGACCCUUCCCUCAGCCUCACCCACCCUGUCCCUUGUCCCCAAUUCCACCACCAUAGUCUUUCUGUCCACAACUCAGACCACGGCCAGCACCCCUGCCUCCCCGACUGCGUCCUCUCAGUCCACUACAUCACAAUUCACCUCUCUUACCACUGAUGCCCCUACACAUGGCCUCGUGUCUUCCACGCUGGGGGUGACAGCUGUACCAAGUUCCCCAGCCACCCACCUCACCACCAGACCACCCAGCACUACUGGGCUGCUGACCACCCUAUUCCUGACCAGCUCCAUCACUGGGCCUGGAAGCUCCUCCUUCCCCACUGCCACAUCCUUUCCCACUGAGAGCCACCCUGCCUCCUCUCUCAUCACGUCCCUACCCAGCUCCCUUGGUACGGGGCCCAGCAGGCCAGAGACACCUACGCCCACAGGGAACUGCAGCGUGAGGGAGGUUCAGGAGGAGAUCACUUACCAGGGGUGCACAGCCAACGUGACAGUGACCCGCUGUGAGGGUGUCUGCGCCUCCUCGGCUAGCUUCAACACCGACACCAUGCAAGUGGACACCCGCUGUAGCUGCUGCCACCCCCUCAGCUCCCACAAGAAGCAGCUCGAGCUGCCCUGCACAGACCCCAGGGCACAGGGACAGCGGCUGGUGCUCCCCCUGCAGGUGUUCAGCAGCUGCGUGUGCAGCCCCCGGCGCUGUGGAGAUUAGAGGGGCAGCUCCCGAAACCCUCCCCCAGGGCACAAGGCCCCACUUGGGGCUUGCCUGGGCCCUGAGGAGAAAGGGGCUGCAGGCCGGGUUCCCGUAGCUCCCACCAAACCUGCCGGCCGCGCCCACCGAUUGUCCACCCAGCCUCCCAGCCUUUGAAGGCAGCUUUCCGGUCCUGCUGGGACCUGACCCCAGGGUGGGAGUGGAGAGGAAGGCUGCUUCACAGGGGGUUCCUGAGGAAAGGGAGGCCCCAAGCAGGGGCGAGCAGGGAAGAGGCAGAGGUCACAGCGAGGAGAAGGGCUGUGCAGUCAGGGGAGGGGUGUCUCAGCCGCCGUGAAUGAUGGGCCCACUGUGAACAGAUUAACAAAUAAACUGGCACUGAUCAACACGCAAA
Vicugna pacos (alpaca) is the source of this 5477-nucleotide messenger RNA. The record is from RefSeq and is a predicted model, not a curated record. Lineage: Eukaryota; Metazoa; Chordata; Mammalia; Artiodactyla; Camelidae.